AUGCCCAACUUGGACGAUUAUCGGGGGCUGGAUGCAGGCGGCGCGCCCAGUGGAGAACUGCCGAGGCAGAGACGGAUGGGUAAAGGAGUUUCCAACAAGAGAACGGGGGAGGUUACCAUUGAUUUAAAUUGUUCCAUAGCGUGGAGUAGUGCUUUAUGCAGUUCUCUUCAGGGAUGCAGUCUAGUGCUGCUGUGCGACAACCUGUCGCUGCCGUUCCGGGACGAGAGCUUCGACGCCGUGCUGUCGGUGGCCGUGGUGCACCACUUCGCCACCACCGAGCGCCGCGUGGGGGCGCUGCGCGAGCUGGCGCGCGUGCUGCGCAUCGGCGGCCGACUCAUCAUCUCCGUCUGGGCCAUGGAGCAGCGCCACCGCAAGAGGACGCAAAUACAACGCAAUGAACGUAUGGUAGCAAAAGGUAAAAGUGGCAAGUUAAAAGCCAGCCGCAAGUUUAAUUGCGACAACAAUCAUACUCUGUCCUUAAUUCCCUUUUAUAUAAAAAAUAAAGUCCAAAGACCUUCGUCCGCGACGUUUUUGGAGAGUUGGCACUGUAUCAGUCUGAACGGCGGAGGCUGCAACGAAGGCCGUUGCCUCGGGAGUGAAAGUGAACCAGAGCGGAGCGGCGAAGGUCCUGGCACGGAAUCUAUGUGCAGCACUAGUCUGACAGAACGCCACCGCCAUCGCUGCCGCCCUCACACCCACCUUUGUCUCUGCCACUGCCACUCCCAUCGUCUCCGCCGAAGCCCUCCCUCGCCGCUGCCAUACUGCCAUAGCCUCCGCGCCCGCUCACUUCCACGCCCGCGCUCACGCCCGGCUGGCCCCGCGCCCGCUCCGCCCCGCCCAUCAGCGCCCGCCAACGCCAUCGUCUCUGAGCCCGCCACCUCUGCCACAUCCGCCAUUGCUUCUGCCACUGCCAGCAGCCCUCCCGCCUCCGCCACCGGAAAUUCCUCAGUUAAGGAACGGCGUAACGUUGGAGUUCAUGUUUGUGCUAAGUUCGAGUCGCAGGACGUGCUGGUGCCGUGGCACCGACCGCAGCACCUGAGCACGCCGUCAUUGGAACUCACCUCCACCACCACCACAACCACCAGCGAGGAGGACGGCCCUCCGCCCUACCACGCCUACACGCAGACGUCGGACAGCGACUCCUGCCGCUCCGCACGGCUCGGCGAGGAAGGUUCUCCGGAAGAGCGACUUUACAGCGGCUGUCGGACGGAUCAGCGGCACUCGAAUGCAGGGCGGUCGGGGGAGGGCGGGGAGCUGCUAGCAGGACCCCGAAGGGGGCACUGGACUAGUGAGGACGAGGAGCCUCGACAGGUGUUGGUAAACAAGUCGAACACUCGAACACUUUUCCAAACCCACUGCGCUGGUACCAGGAGAAAGAACACGCCAAAAAAAAGUACCUCGUUCGCGAAGCGACCGCGAGUGCGCUGGGAUGGGCGGGGGCGGCGCGUGGGUCACGCGUGCGACGCGCGCGGGUUGCAGAAGCUGGCCGGCGGGAAGCGGGGGGGCUCGGGCCACCGGCCGUGGUUCCUGGACUCCUGGAGCUCGUGCACCAAGGAGCCCCCACCCCCGCACCGCUACGACCCCGACGGCUGCGAGGACGGCGACGCCGACGACAUCCAGGACCUGCCCAUCGAGCUGCGCAGGCUCGAGGAGGAGAACAAUCAGCAGGUGGAGCUGUCGUGCCCGGACCUGGGCCAGCGGCGGCAAACGUUCGCUUGCCACAACACGCCGUCGGAGGUGAUUCUCAACCACAAGUCGAAGAGCCUCAGCGACAUCCUGACGGUGGGAAAGCGAGCCAUGGUGCGUUCGCGCUCCUCCGUGCCCAGCCUGGGCGGGCAGCCGUCCUCGGGCACGGACGGGGCGGCGGCAGGGGCGGCGGGCGGCGGCGGCGGGGCGGCGUGGCGGGCUGCGCGCGGGCGGCGGCCCGGCGGGGUGCGGCGGCGGGCAGCGGCCCGCUGGCGGGGUCCGCGGCGUCGCUGGCUGCGGUGGGCGCCGCGGCGGCCGCGGCGGCCCGCCAACCCUCUAUCGCGCAGUCGCCGGGAUAGCCACCGCCUCCGUCAAACAGAAGAAGUCCCUGAGCGCGCCCGCGAGGAACACGAGGACGACGAGGAAGAAGACGAGGACGAGGAUGAGGAGGAGGAGGAGGACGAGCCAGCCGACAUGCGGGACCUCGUCAAAGCGCUGCCCGAGUUCAAGAUAUCAGGGCACGGGAUCAACCGGCGCUGCGGCAACGUGUUCAAGCAGAGCUCCAUGAACGAGGAACUGAUGUCCGCGGAGAGGCUGCGGGAGAAAGAGCGCGUGCGACAGAACAUCCAAAAGCAGGCGUCGCUCAACGAGGAGCUCAUCUACCGGCGCCACCGCACGCUCGACUCGCUGCGGGACACGCUCUUCUCCACGUCCACCGCCAAACGCCUGCAGCUGCUCAAGAACGGGCUCACCAACAAGCUCAAGUGCUCCACCACGGGCAUCGAGAAGGUGGCCGGCUCCUCCUUCAAGAACGGCUUCGUGCGCAUCCUGCAGGGCUGGAAGGGCGGGGAGGUGACGCCCGUGGCCAAGCCCCCGCCCACGCCCACCUCCGCCGAGGGCCUCUCCCCCAAGACGCCGCCCCCCGACUACAAGCGCACCAACAGCUACUCCAUGGACGACAACAACCGCAAGGACGUCACCAAGCCCGGCGAGCGCCGCCACUCGCGCGAGGACGGCUCCGACUCGUCCAAGGACAGCAGCCUGCAGAGCGACACCAGCGUCGACUCGGAAGACAGCUUCGCGUCCGUCAUCUUCGUGCCGAAGGCGGACGGGGCGCCGGGCGGCGGCGCCGGCGGCGACGCGGGCGGCGGCGGGCCCGGGGGCGGGGCCACCACCAUCAGCACGCCCUCGGGCUCCGUCACGUCGCCCGCGCUGCCGUCGCAGCUCUCGCCGCCCAAGUCGCCCCAGCCCACCUCGCCCAAGGUGAAGAUGCAACCCGGGCCGCUGACGUUGCUGAACGGCGCGGCGCCCCACCACCGCCGCUCCGGCGUACGUACUCCGGCCCGCCGCCCACGGCCGCGCCGCGCCAUCUGAGCAGGUGGAGUGGGGAUGCCUCCGCCGCCUCCUCCUUCCUCCGCC
Messenger RNA from Gryllus bimaculatus (two-spotted cricket), 3105 nucleotides. The record is from the annotation of a GenBank genome assembly. Lineage: Eukaryota; Metazoa; Arthropoda; Insecta; Orthoptera; Gryllidae.